Molecule: messenger RNA, 1143 nt
Organism: Tupaia belangeri chinensis (Chinese tree shrew)
Lineage: Eukaryota; Metazoa; Chordata; Mammalia; Scandentia; Tupaiidae
Gene: NGF
Product: nerve growth factor
Exons: 3
Coding region: 262-1068 (268 amino acids)
Biological process (GO): negative regulation of neuron apoptotic process; modulation of chemical synaptic transmission; nerve development
Cellular component (GO): axon; synaptic vesicle; dendrite
Molecular function (GO): nerve growth factor receptor binding; growth factor activity
Source: RefSeq, a predicted model, not a curated record
UGAGAAGGCAGCAUGAGCAAAUGUAACUGAAGGAUUGCUUGGAUCUGAGCUGCUAAGGUCACACGGCCAGUCCUGGAGGGGACACAUUUGCCAUACAUAUGCCACAAAACCACGUGGACAAACCAUGAGUCCUGACCUGGGGUCGUGCAUUCCGGGGCUGGAUGGCAUGCUGGACCCAAGCUCAGCUCAGCGUCUGGGCCCAAUAACGGCUUUUCCAAGGGAGCAGCUUUCUAUCCUGGCCACACUGAGGUGCGUAGCGUAAUGUCCAUGUUGUUCUACACUCUGAUUACAGCGUUUUUGAUCGGCAUCCAGGCAGAGCCACACCCAGAGAGCAAUGUCCCAGCAGGACACAUCAUCCCGCAAGCCCACUGGACUAAACUUCAGCAUUCCCUUGACACAGCCCUCCGCAGAACCCGCAGUGCCCCUGCUGGGCCAAUAGCCGCUCGGGUGGCAGGGCAGACGCGCAACAUCACUGUGGACCCCAAACUCUUUAAGAAGCGGCGGCUGCGUUCACCCCGAGUGCUGUUCAGCACCCAGCCCCCACCCCUCACUGCAGACACUCAGGAGCUGGACUUUGAGGUCGAAGGGGCUGCCACCUUCAACAGGACUCACAGGAGCAAGCGGUCAUCGUCCCACCCCGUCUUCCACAGAGGGGAGUUCUCGGUGUGUGACAGUGUCAGCGUGUGGGUCGGGGACAAGACCUCCGCCACGGACAUCAAGGGCAAGGAGGUGAUGGUGUUGGGAGAGGUGAACAUUAACAACAGCGUAUUCAAACAGUACUUUUUUGAGACCAAGUGCCGGGACCCUAAUCCUGUCGACACCGGGUGCCGGGGCAUUGACUCCAAGCACUGGAACUCGUAUUGUACCACGACGCACACCUUCGUCAAGGCGCUGACCAUGGACAACAAGCAGGCUGCCUGGCGGUUCAUCCGGAUUGACACGGCCUGGUUGUGUGUGCUCAGCAGGAGGGCUUCCAGAAGGGCCUGCCCUGCCGCCGGCCCCCUCUCCAUCUGCCCCCCUCCACACUCUCCUGGGCCCCUCCCUACCUCAACCUGUCAGUUAUUUUAAAUUAUAAGGACUGCAUGGUAAUUUAUAGUUUAUACAGUUUUAAAAAAUCAUUAUUUAUUAAAUUUUUGGAAGCAU